AUGAGAUUCUUACUCCUGUCUCAUCCUUCCUUGCUCAUCUUUCCGUUGCUACUAGAGGCCAUCUUGGGGAAACCCUUUGUCCACCUGGUCUUCUCCCACAAUUCCACCUGCCUUGAUUCUCAAGCCGUGCCUGCGUGCUUUGGCCCACCGCUCUCACACGUGGGUCUGAAGGGCUAUCUCUUUGAAGCUGUGCCUGCCAAUGCCUGCCACCCUAUAGUAGCCCCACCGGACUCCAAAGGGUCUCCCUCAAGCUCCAUCGUGCUCAUCCGCAGGUAUGACUGCCCCUUCAGCAUCAAGGUGCUCCAUGCCCAGCAAGCUGGCUACCAAGCAGCCGUCAUUCAUAACCUCCGCUCCGAUUUGCUGGUGAGCAUGACCGCCGAAGUGGAAAAGACACGCCAGCAGAUCUCGAUCCCUUCCCUCUUCAUUGGGGAGUCAGCCGCCAAGCUCCUGAAACAGGUAGUCCAUUCCGAAAACAAAAACCAAGUCAGCGUGGUGGUCCCUCGGGGCUACUACAAUCCCUGUUGGGACGACGUCGGGAUCUCCGUUUGGGAUCCAGCUCGCCAUCACUUGCAAUAUUGGCCCGGCUACUGUACCCAGCAAAUGAUCAUCGGGUUCAUCCAGGAGUUUGGGGUGGUGAUCCUCCUCAGCAUGGGCAUCAGUUUCAUCAUGGUGGCCGGGUGCAUGAAAUGGUGCUGGAGGAACCAGGGGAUCAAGGUGAAGACCUUCAAGGCGGGGGACAAGUAUGACCUGUGUGUCAUCUGCAUGGCUGAGUAUGAGGCGGGCGACCAGCUGAAGAUUCUCCCUUGUACCCACGCCUAUCACAGCACCUGCAUCAACACGUGGCUCCUCAUCCAGCCCAGGACUGGGAAGAUCUGCCCGAUCUGCAAACAGCAUGUUGAUAGGGCCGCCUAG
Messenger RNA from Gekko japonicus, 912 nucleotides. Its product is annotated as E3 ubiquitin-protein ligase RNF167-like. The record is from RefSeq and is a predicted model, not a curated record. Bases 1 to 912 code for a protein of 303 amino acids. The transcript has a single exon. Lineage: Eukaryota; Metazoa; Chordata; Lepidosauria; Squamata; Gekkonidae. Gene Ontology annotation, cellular component: nucleoplasm; cytoplasm.